Messenger RNA from Cladocopium goreaui, 747 nucleotides. The record is from the annotation of a GenBank genome assembly. NCBI's taxonomy places the organism in Eukaryota, Dinophyceae, Suessiales, Symbiodiniaceae.
GUGCUUGCCGGGAUGCCACCAAAGAGUACAAGAGCGCAUGGCAGCGAAUCCUCCGGUUCGUCGUCGACUUUGACAGGAUGGGUUCUACGCGUGAACGAGCACCUUGGGGAUUCUUUGGCUGACAGUCACAGUGGCAGAGAAACAAUACACACUGGGCCAAGCGAACAAUCUGGGCAAUCUGGACAAUCUGAGCACUCUGAGCAAUCUGGACAAUCCGGACAACCUGAGCACCCUGGGCAAUCUGGACAAUCUGGGCAAUCUGAGUACUCUGAGGAAUGUGGACAAUCUGGGCAAUCGGAGUUCUCUGAGCAAUGUGGGCAAUCUGAACACUGUCACUCUGGGCAAUCUGGUUCGGAUGAGGAGAGGACGGUUUCGGAUCCUCAUCCGCCUCGAUCAUCCGAAUCGACAUCAGCUGAGAGCCGACAAGCUGUUCCAGAACCAGUCACAGCUGUUCCUCGUCCAGUGGGUCUACAGUCACCAGCAAGGGAUCCCAAGUCUGGGUCUGCCGAGGAUCAUCGGAAUGAGCCCUGUCUCUUCCAUUCCUACCAAGGUUGUCUGAAAGGGGAUCAGUGUGAAUAUUCACAUCUUAUCCAUGCCGAUCAAAUCCAGAUCCCGGGGCCCAAGACCCGGCGCGGCCACGCCCUCCUGCGCAUCAAGCGGCGCUUGGCGCAUCGGCUAAGCACCGCAGAUCUGUAUUUGGUGCAUCACGAGCUCCAGGCAGAGGCGCGGAAGGACCCCUACGCCAAG